CGGCAACCACACCGUAGCCAAAACGACGAACCGCACACAUCAUUCUACAGUUGUGCACCACUGGUCGUAUCGGGUCGAUGACUCUUACUUGGAUUGUCUGCGCCGGAGGGGUUGCCGUCACCAUCUAUACGGCAUGGGCUAUUCUCGCCGAGAUCCGGCACCGAGUCCGGUCCCCGUUGCGCCAUCUCAAGGGUCCACCGAGUCCAAGCUGGUGCUACGGCAACUUCGGGCAGAUACUCACAGGCGACUCCGGAACCGUGCAAGACAGCUGGCACAAGCAAUAUGGUACCACAAUCAAGGUUCAUGGAGUGUUCAACAGUAAUCGACUGCAAACCAUCGACCCCCCGGCCUUGAACCACGUUCUGAGCCAUUCCUCCGAUUUCCAAAAGCCGGCUAUGGGGCGCUAUACCCUCGUCCGCAUAGUCGGCGAGGGUCUGCUCAUUGUCGAAGGCGACACGCACCGCCGCCAGCGCCGCGUCAUGAAUCCCGGCUUUGGACCGGCGCAGAUCCGCGAUCUCACUGGAAUCUUCCUUGAUAAGGCCGCGCAGUUGCGCGACGCGUGGCUUAGCGAGGCGAGGAAGCAGGGGGACGGUGAAUGGAUGAAGCUGGACGCGCUGUCGUGGUUAAGCCGAACGACGCUGGAUAUCAUCGGUCUCGCCGGCUUCGACUAUCGCUUCGACUCCCUCGAGGGUGGUAAACCCAACGAACUCAACCAGGCCAUGGCAACGAUGUUUGAUGUCACCGGUACUUGGCGCUUCUUCGCGGUCCUCCAGGCACGAAUCCCGAUUUUACGCUCGAUUCGGACCAGACGUGACCGCCAGAUCGCGUAUGCGCAGGCCACCAUGAAACGGAUUGGCUAUAGGUUGAUUGCCGAGAAGAAAGCAGCGAUACGUGCCGAGAAUCAUGGGGCUCGUGUUGAGAAGAGUGACGUCCGAGAUCGCGACCUCCUGAGUUUACUCGUGAAGGCGAGCAUGGCUGUUGACAUCCCAGAUGAUCAGAAAUUGAAUGACGAGGAGAUUCUUACACAGAUCCCCACGUUCAUGGUCGCCGGCCACGAGACGACCAGUACGGGCACAACGUGGGCCCUUUUCGCCCUGACCCAAAGCAAAGAUGUUCAAAGCAGGUUGCGUGAGGAACUUCUGGCCGUUCCUUCGGAGGCACCUACCAUGGACGAUCUUCAGGCGCUCCCUUAUCUUGACGCUGUUGUACAAGAGACGCUGCGAGUCUACGCACCUGUACCCGGCACGAUGCGAGUAGCUCAGCACGACGACGUUAUACCCUUGGGCGAGCCGGCUAUUGACAGACAUGGUACACCGCUAUCCGAACUUCGUGUUACUGCUGGUGAUCUCAUCUUUGUGCCUAUCGCGGCCAUCAACCAGGCUGGAAAGAUCUGGGGAGAGGAUGCUCAUGAGUUCAAGCCUGAACGUUGGUUGAAACCGCUCCCUGACACCGCAUCGAACAUACCAGGUGUAUGGGGACACCAACUCACCUUCCUCGGUGGCCCUCGAGCUUGUAUAGGAUACAGAUUCUCUCUGGUGGAGAUGAAGGCCCUACUGUUCAUCCUCGUCCGUGCAUUCACGUUCGAUCUUGCGGUCUCUGCCAGCGAUAUCCAGGCGAAGAUUACUGUCGUCAGUUGGCCAGCCGUCAUCAACUGCUGAUGUAUUCUGUAGUAAUUACAACGUUCUUUGUGACAC
Molecule: messenger RNA, 1694 nt
Organism: Punctularia strigosozonata HHB-11173 SS5
Lineage: Eukaryota; Fungi; Basidiomycota; Agaricomycetes; Corticiales; Punctulariaceae
Product: cytochrome P450
Exons: 8
Coding region: 78-1658 (526 amino acids)
Molecular function (GO): oxidoreductase activity, acting on paired donors, with incorporation or reduction of molecular oxygen; monooxygenase activity; iron ion binding
Source: RefSeq, a predicted model, not a curated record